Gryllus bimaculatus (two-spotted cricket) is the source of this 11985-nucleotide messenger RNA. NCBI's taxonomy places the organism in Eukaryota, Metazoa, Arthropoda, Insecta, Orthoptera, Gryllidae. The record is from the annotation of a GenBank genome assembly.
UUGCAGUAUGCUCGUAUUCCUCGUAUUGAUUCGGGGAAUCGAAUGGCGCGUCUAGAAUUUGUGCCGCUAUCUAUGUGUAGCUUCUCUAACUAACUUGUUCAAUACCCUGUUGGCAAUCGAGGGAGAGCUAAGAGAUGGAGCUGAGUCGGAUAUUUGAAACUUUCUGUAUUUGAAUGCAGAUAUGAGUUUAUACACACAUUUUGUGUGAUUAAGUUGUAGAAUGUAAACAUUGCAACCAUGAAUGAAGGAAAUGUGAAACAAGUAAAAGUUGACAAUUGGGGAAUUUUUUUCCUUCAAAGACUGCAACAAUUCUUUAAUAGAAGUGAAUAUUGUGAUCUAAUUCUACAAUUUAGUAACAAUGAUCAAGUUAAAGUGCAUCGUCUUGUACUUAAUGCUUGCACCGAGUAUUUUCAGACACUUGAGAAACAAGGCUGUAAUGUCGGAGCUUGUAUCAUUCGCAUGCCAGCAGAUCUUCAGUCAGAAGUUGUGGUGCCUAUCAUCAACUUCAUGUACACAGGACGAUUGGAAUUCCGAACUGAACUACACACCCAACUGUAUGCUGCUGCCCAGCAGAUGAAUAUGACUGUUUUGACAAAAUUACUUGAUGCACAGGCAACACCAUCAAAUACACAUCAAAAACCAGUCCCUAUUAAGAAGCCAUUGCCAGUGACUUGGAAUUUGCAAGGCAAGAAAAUAGUACCAAAGCAAAUAGAUUCUGACUUACCUGAACCUCUUCCUGGUCGAAAAUUACCUAUCUGGAAAAGGCGUAGUGCUCCCACCCUUCCAUCGUAUGGAUCUGAUUCAUCUGUUAUUAACCAUGAAGGGCCCAGCCGUAUAUUAAUGACAAAGGCUGACGAGGUUCCACGACCAACUCGGUUUGAAUGGCCUGAUGAGGAUAUCCAACAAACUCCACCAUUUACAACAAGUUUUGAUGACAUUUCAUAUGAGACAAAGCCAUUGGUAAAAGCUGCAGAUAGGCCAAAAGUGCCCCCAGCACCCCUGGUACAAUGUCAAAGAGCAAUUACUUCUCCAGUUCCACCAAGGCCUGAAAACCGUGCAGUUAGUUUUGAAGAAGUCCGUCGUACUGCAGUUAGUAUUAAAAGACCUGUAGUUGUCACUGAUCCUAAUGAAGCCAAGAAGCCCAAAAUUGUGGAUCUCCAGGCAGUUAAGGAGUAUAUUGCGGAGCAUAAGCUCCGUAAAGAUCUUGUUGAUACGGAGGAUAGUAGUGAAGAUGUUGAUGAUGAUCUUGCAGUUGCUGAUAUGGAUGAUGAUGAUGAUGAUGAUAUGGAUGAAGAAUCUGAACAUCCUGAAGGUGUUCUCAGUGGGCCUACGCCUUCCCAACAAGUAAAUACACCUCAAAAGUCAAUUCUCAAGUCACAACCAACAUUUGAAGAACCUGUUCCUGUGUCAACUUCCACACCUGUUGGCUCCAAGAAGGUGAGAUUUUCUUUGGAUGACAAAUCAUCUGAAGGGAAAGAAAAUUCUUCUAAAGAAAUCAAAUCAUCAGUAAAUAAAGCAACAACAGUGUCAGUUGGAAGUGUUACAGAGCCAGGAAAUUUGUCAAAUCAUGCUAAAAUAAUUACAGAGGUGUUGAAGAAGUAUCCUCACUUGGUGAAAAACAAUAAAAACAUUCGGUUAAAAAUAAUGCAAAGAGGCAAUCAACCAGUAGCCCCUGCAGUAGCAACUGAAACAGAUCCAAAUAAGUUGGUAAAAUCUAAAGUGUCUUAUGUGGUCGUGAAAUCAGAAGUGGCAGGUAAAGGAAAAGCUGUUGUGUUGAAACAUGGUGGACAUGUGGAACCACUUUCAGACCUUCCUAGCCAGCAAAAGACUGUCUCAGGAGCUGAAAAUACUACUGGGCCUUGGCUGUGUCAUACUUGUGGUUCAAAUGAGGAACCUGUAAAUUUUGAAACAUAUUACCAGUAUCGACGUCACUUGCAAGAAGUUCAUAUGGAAAAAAUCGAUGCUCGUAUUUGUGAACAUUGUGGACAUAGAGCAAGUAAGAGGAAUCUUUUGCUGUACCAUCUCUAUACAAGGCAUAAUAUUCCACCUCCGCGUAACUGUCAAUUUCCCAAAUGUGAUCAGUGUGACUAUGUAGCCCUUAGUGAGUCUCUCUUAAUUAAGCAUCGUAAUAAUCAUUUAAAUAACAAAGAGUUCAUUUGCCGGGUGUGUAAUGCUACAUUCAAAAGCAAUGGAGCUUUGCAAGGACAUAUGCAAACAAACUUGCACUCAGAUCCCUCAAAGAAACUAUAUGAAUGUCCUUACUGUAUGAAAACUUUUAUUCGUAAUAUUAAUUUAAAAGCUCAUUUACGAACAGCUCACAAAGACUUCAGAAAAAUAGAUGAUGGUGCAGGUGGGCAAUUAGAUGAACAAGGUUUGCAGUUACCAUUGGAUUCAGAAGACGGUGAUUCCCAAAACGAAACUACAGGGGAUGAAAACUUGCCUAGAGCUCAAGUUGGACAAGUGAUGGAAGUGCCUGUAUUGAAUGCAGUUCCUCAAGCAAAAUCAGAGACUACACAAUCAGUAAUGUUAGCUCCAACAAUGACUGUUUUGGCAGAAGCGCCAACUAUACAAACUUUGGUUCCUUCAUCAGAAGCAGAAGCAUUGAGUAAUGUAGCAAGUGGCAUUGCUGCAUCCCUUGGCCUAGCCGACACACUCAGUGGUGAACAAACUGUCAUAGUUUUAGAUGAAAAUCAAGAGUUUAUUCUGCAUACAACAGAAGUUGUGCGUGAAGAAACUGCGUUUACAGAAGCACAAGAAUACACUGAAGAAAGUCAAACCAGAUCUGAGGAAAGCUGUCCAGAAUAUAUUGUUCCAGAAAUAAUUGCCGAAGAAAAUCAACAUUACACUGGGCAGCUGCCAAAUGUAGAACAAUACCACACUGAAAAUUCUGAAGCUCAGACAUCUACAUCCGAUGCUGAGCACUGUGCCUUACCUACUAAUCCAACUGGAGCUGCACCAACAACAACUCUUCCUUCUGUGACUUCUGAAGGUGAAGAAAUAGCAUUAGUGCUCUCUGACCAUGAUUAUGCUGAAGACACAACUCAAAAAGAUGCACCUGCACCUGAAAAUAUGAUGUUUAUUAUCACACAACCUGUUGUUAGUGUAAGCAGUAACACUAUACCAGUAGUUUCAACUGAAACUACACAAACACAUGUAAUGUCAACCUUACAGGGAAAUGGAACUCAAAUGGCAGUUAUUACAAAUGCAAUUCAUGAAGGAAUUUCUGUCCCCGUUUCUCUUGCCUCACCUAAUACGGCUGUUAUAAUCCCUGCGAUUUGUGAAAGAACAAACAGUUUAAGUGAGAUACAGCAAAGUGUAAUGAAAGUUCAGCAAGAUCCUACAAAUAACAACCCUCCUGUUUUACUUCAACACAAUUCUGAGGGAAAUUUUAAGAAAGCCACUACAGAAGAAUGUGUCGAACGUAUAGCAGAAUCUGCAGUGAGAGAAGCUUCACCGUCAGAAAUUCCCUGUCCACCUGUUAAGCAAUCCAUUCCAGUGACCAGCAUGCCUGUAAGGAGAAUGCCAACAGUUGAAAUGGCAGACCUUGUAAAAGAAUGGGAUGAUUUUGAUGAAGAUUCAUGUGAUGCCAAAAUGGAAGAUUCUGUUGUGCAAACUGGUUGAAGUUUUCAGCAGCUAUUAUGAUGUGUUAAUGUUAUGAAAGUGAUUUAACAUGUUUGGUUAAAAAGUCUUGUAUUGUUUACACCAAACUAAUAUAUUGUGUUCUUGUAAGAUUGUUGGCAUGGUAUGUGUAAUUCACACUGCACCAGUUGCAUCACAUAGAUAAAAUAUGAAAGUGAGAAGCACAUGUAUUGAUUGAUCUCUAACACAUUUUUGCAGCAUCUCUCAAGGCAAAACGCAACUGUUGUAGUUUUGUCUCGGAGGUAAUGGUGAUUAUACAGAAAUGUAUAGCCUGAUUUAGUUAUAUUUGUAUUGGUAUGGUGUAAACAGGACUUGAAGAGAGACUUAAGUUGAAUGUAGAUUGUUACUAUGAAUGUUUGAAAAGUUAUCUUAUACAAUGGUAAUUAUUAAACAAAAUGGGUAACUAUUAUCAUAGUUCUAUUAUGGAGUGCUUGAGUCAAAGUGUUGCAGGUGUCAAUAUUAUAUUGUAUAUAUAUUUUUGCAUAGAUGUUUAUGCUGUUUUGUUUCCUUGUCAUUAACAAUGACAUUCUUGCUUCUGUUUUUGAAGAUCUAUUUACUAACAUGUAAAUGAAAUAUCUCAUACUACAUAUUGCAUUAAUGUUUUUUCUUUUCCUCUUUUUUUGCUAUUUGAACUUGUAAUUUCCCAACUACAGUAAGUCUUUAAUGAGGUUAGAACAACCUCUAGGUAUUUUUUGUACAUAAAAUUAUAUUCUAUAUAUACAGUUGGAAUUUUGCAAAAAAAGGAAAAAAGAAGAAUUCAAAAUAAGGAACUGUUCGCUGUGUGUGCCCAAUGACACAUUUUAAAUGUAAGGCCCAUGUUUCAGUGCUGUGACGUUAACUCGACCACAGGUUGCAAGUAAACAAUAGUCUACUUUCUCUGGUUAGAUUGUGAAAAUUGUAAUUAUGAUUAUUCCAAUUAAGUAUAAGGAUAAAAAUUUGAAGAGGCUUCACAAUAAUGUAUGCCAUUUUCUCAUUGUUAAAACAGAAUUUUGUUGCGAGAAUAAAAUAUGAACUUUAAAAUAUGGUGCAUGUAUAGCUCGUCAUUAUUUAACACACCCAAAGACGAGUUUAGAACUUGAGCUUUAUUUAUUUACAUUUUGUUCAUUUUCUGAGCUGUACAAUACCUUCACAAAUAAAGCGCCAUUUUUAUUCACAUCUUCGUAUUAAAUUUUGAAAACCUUUUGGAACUUACGAUCUAUUGAAAGGGAAAAAAUGCAUUACACGUUCUGGGAAACAAGGUAUUCUAUUUUCAAAAUAAAAAUUGUACAAUAUAAAUGAAAACUAUAAAUAUUCUACAGAGCAACAUUAAAUAUAAGGUAGUUAUCACAGCCCAAACUUUUGAGUGCUUGGUGACAAAAGUAAUAAUGGUUUUAGGAUUUACUCUUGUUCCUCAUUGCGACUAAUUCAGGAGCCGGUUCCUCCCAAGGACGAGGGCCUCUUAUAUUGUGCCAAUUAUCUAUAUCCAUCUUCUUAAUUUCUUCAUAAGCUGUUUCCAAGCUCACUGCUUGUUUUUCCUUAAUUUCCAAUCCAAGUUCUUCCAUAUCUUUACGAGUAAGCUUCUGCUUCUUGGAAAAUGUGUACCUAAGUUGAGCGAAUUCUUUAAGCACAAAUGAGCCACCUACUACCAUAACCAUAAAAGGUACACCAUAACGUACGAAUUUCUUCUUUGAUAGCGUAGAAACUGUUCCCCAAGCAGAAGACAUUUUAUCACUUCAUUACUCGAGUGAUUAAAUGCGUUUGUUGGUAAAACUGAUUGUUUGUAAACAAAGGGGCAAAAUUUCAAUUACAUGUAAACAUUUAACAUUACAACAGUGUUGGCACACGAUUCUUCUACUUUGUACGGGAACAGCGUUGGUCUUGACUGUUUCAAUCAGGACCGUGCAGAAAUCGUAUUCCUCGCACCCACGACCAAACAUGAGAAAACUGGUUGCGGGAGUAAAUAACGUAGGGACCUAACGGAAAUAAAAGGAACUACUGGUAUCGCAUGUGGGUAUUCUGUGGGGGGCAACGUCACGUCAAGCGCUUCGUGAACAGCUGAAGUGCAAAAGUUAUGAAUGUUAUUCAUUGAAACGAAAAAUUUGUAUGUUGCCAGCGGUGGGAUUGACUGUCGUUCAAUUAUAAUCAUAUAUUGUAUUUUGUUAAUGUUGUAGACAGCUGUUAAUUGACAUUUAAUAUUUGUGUAAUGAAAGGAAUGUGAAUCGAGUACGCCACUUUCUUGCCUAAAUACACAAUACAAAUGUGGAAACCGACCAUCAAUUCUGAAAAUUAUUAAUAGUGAUUCUCUUCCACAUAGACCAUUAAUAUUUACAAAGAUGCCUAGAAAGAAUAAGAAUCGAGGAAAAGGUUCUGCUCCAAUUGGAGAAGAAGUUCGAAUAGCUGUAAACCUAACGCUGAAAAAGUUUCUUUGUACUGAGGAAAAUAAAGAACUUGAAUUUCCAUCUUCUUUAAAUGCUGAUGAAAGGGCUUACAUUCAUCAAUUGGCUGCACAGUUGGGUUUGCGAUCCAAAAGUAGAGGGAAAGGAGCUAAUCGUUAUUUGACAGUGUAUAAACGUGAAGGAUCUACUAUAGUGCAAGCAGAUGCUGCUUUUCAACUUGUUAGAUCAGCUCGUACUCAUAUAUGUGGUCUUCUACACAAGUUCCCUCUUACCAACAAAGAACGUCAAGAACUUCUCCCUCUAACUGAAAGAGAUCGUUUACUUAAUUCUGAAGUGAAAGAUAUGAAUAAAAACAUGGGCCGACUAAAUAAUGGAAUUCCCCAAAUUCCAUACCAUUCUGUUAAUCAUGAACUACUUCCAUUUCGACAAGCAUUGCCAGUCUGGGGCAUGCGAGAUGACAUUGUACAGACAAUUAGUAGUCAUCAAGUUGUUGUAAUUAGUGGAGAAACUGGUUCAGGAAAAACCACACAAAUCCCUCAAUUUAUCUUAGAAAAUAGUCUGAAUGUUGGAAAGGCAUGCCGUAUUAUUUGCACUCAACCAAGAAGAAUUUCAGCUGUUACUGUAGCUGAAAGAGUUUCAGCAGAAAGAGAUGAGAAAGUUGGCCAAUCUAUUGGUUAUCAAAUUCAGCUUGAGAGUAGGGUUUCUCCAAAAACAGUGUUAACAUACUGCACAGAUGGUGUCCUCCUCAGAACUUUGAUGGGAGGUGAUUCUACAUUGGCUACAGUCACUCAUAUUUUUGUUGAUGAAGUUCAUGAACGAAAUAGAUUCACAGAUUUUCUUUUAAUUGCCCUAAGAGACUCGCUGGCAAAAUUUCGUUCUUUGAGACUUGUUUUAAUGUCAGCUACUGUAGAUACUCAAAUAUUCACAAAAUACUUCAAUAACUGUCCUAUCAUCUCCGUACCCGGUCGUCUUUAUGAUGUCAAAGAAUAUUAUCUGGAGCAUAUUUUGAAACAAACCAAAUACAUGAGCAAACAAAUGGUGAAAAUGAAGGCUGAAAUUAAGAAGAAAAAAGAGCAACGGGCAAAUCUUGAGAAGUGGACAAAGGUUUUUGUAGAAAUUGAACCUGACAAGCAAAUUAAUCAUGUGGAACAUAAAACAUUCCCAUCACCUAUUUUAGGACAGUACUCUGAGGCUGUUCCAGAACGUACUGAGUUAGAUAAAUGGUUAAUUCAGGAAAUGGAUCGGUGUUUAUCAGAUGCGUGGCUGUAUGGAUGUGAUGACUCCUUUACUCAAUUACUUCACCUUAUAUUAUCUGAAAACGUGUCAGUGGAUUAUCAGCACUCAGAAACAUCCGUCACUCCUUUAAUGGUUGCUGCUGGACGAGGUUGCCUCAAUACUGUUGAGCAACUUCUUAAUCUUGGUGCUAAUAUCAAUGUACGUGCCUCAAAUGAAUGGACUGCUCUAGAUUGGGCCAACAAAAUGAAUCAUCCUGAGAUAGUGGAAUUAUUAGAAGCCUACAUGCAUUCAGAAGCAUCAUCUGUUAACAUGCUGCCAGUUUCAAACACUGCUGAAUUAGAUGAAACAGAACGUGAGCUUUUGGAUGUGUAUCAUCAUAGCUUUAAUGAAGAAAAUAUUGAUAUGGAUUUACUUAUGAAACUUUUAUUUGAUAUACACUCUACACAGGAAAAAGGAGCAGUUUUAAUAUUUUUACCUGGCUAUGAUGAUAUUGUUUCUUUGCGAGAUAAAAUCAUGGGUGAGGACAAACGAUUGAAUGAAUCAGGAAAAUAUUUGUUGUACACUUUACAUUCUCACAUGCAGACAGGUGAUCAGAAACGUGUAUUCCGACCUGCACCUCCAGGAUGCCGAAAGAUUAUUUUAUCUACGAACAUCGCGGAAACAAGUGUUACUAUUGAUGAUGUGGUUUACGUGAUAGAUAGUGGGAAGAAAAAAGAAAAGUCAUUUGAUGCUAUAAGUGGAGUUUGUAUGCUUCGCCCAGUAUGGAUUUCACAAGCUUGUGCCCAGCAACGCAGGGGUCGUGCUGGUAGAACACAACCAGGAAUAUGUUUUCAUCUGUUUUCUAGUGUUCGUUUAAAAGCCAUGCAAAAAUACAGCACACCAGAAAUCCUUAGACUACCUCUUCAGGAAUUGUGCUUACAUACAAAACUUCUUGCUCCUGCUAAUACUCCAAUUGCUGAUUUCUUGGCCCGUGCAAUAGAGCCCCCAUCAUUUGUUGUCACACGAAAUGCUGUGCAGCUUUUGAAGACAAUUGAUGCUCUGGAUUCAUGGGAAGAUCUUACAGAAUUGGGUCAUCAUCUACUAGAUUUGCCAGUAGAUCCACGACUGGGGAAAAUGCUUCUGUAUUCUGUAGUAUUGAAAUGUUUGGAUCCUGUUCUUACAAUAGUCUGCUGCCUUGCUUACAAAGAUCCUUUUAUGCUCCCAUCUCAGCCUUCACAAAAACGUGCAGCAGCAAUAGCUCGUAAAAAGUUUGCUGCAGGAACAUAUAGUGAUCAUAUGUCUCUCUUACGUGCCUUUCAGUCAUGGCAACAUGCUCGAGGAAAUGGUUGGGAGCGAUCCUUCUGUGAAAAACACUUUGUUUCUGCUGCAACUAUGGAAAUGGUAGUUGGUAUGCGCUGUCAACUUCUGGGACAACUUCGAGCAUCUGGUUUUGUGAGAGCACGGGGUGGUGGUGAUAUACGAGAUCUCAACUCAAAUUCAGAGAAUUGGGCUGUGGUGAAAGCUGCUUUGUGUGCUGGUGACUACCCUAAUUUGAUUCGAGUAGAUCGUGAACAUAUGCAGCUAAGAACCCAGAAGGAAUUCAAAGUGGUUUUUCAUCCUUCAUCCAUCUUGAGGGAUUGCCCCAAAACUCCGCGUACUUCAAUGGCUGCUUCUCAUACAGCUUGUGUUGAGAAUUUACCAUCAGACUGGCUUCUUUAUGAAGAGAUGAGUCGGUCUGGACGAUACUGUCAUGCUCGUUGCUGUACACUAGUAACUCCCAUCACAGUUGCCUUAUUUGCAGGUCCAGCAAGAAUGCCACUAGAUGCAGUGUCAGAAGCUGAAGUGUAUCGAGGUGAAGGAGCGUUAGAAGCAGAUAGUGAUAGUGAGGUAGAGGAUCGUCCUGAUGGACAGACAACAACAUUGAAAUUGGAUGACUGGGUGGUGUUUCGGGUGGAUGCUGAAGCUGCUCAUUUGGCUCUGCAGUUGCGUCAAAAGUGGCAUUCAUUGUUUUUGCGUCGUAUGAGAGCUCCUGCGAAACCUUGGUCUCAGGUUGAUGAACAUGUGGUGAAAACAGUAAUUAGUGUUUUGACUGCAGAAGAACAAAGUCUUGGCCUCCAACAACCCGUAGGAAUUGGACAGCGUCCUAGACCGAUGUCAGUCGAUUCAUAUCCACCAGGUUGUAGGCCUCCAUCUGAUGGAUCUGAUGAAUUUUACAUGGGUGGCAACAAUGAGAAUCGUUUUAGGCCUCAACGUAAACUAGAAUUCUCUUCCAAGAUGUCUGAACAAGGUGAACGUUCAGAUUCUGGGAGCUUGAAGUCAUUUGGAAGUGGCAAUGUGAGUGAUACUCCAUCACCAACACCAUCGCAGAGUAGUGCAGGUGAUAAUCCUACUGCUACCAACUCAACAGCAGCUGUCGGUGACACACGUUAUUUUAUAAUAAAAGCAGGAAGCAUGAAGACUGUAGAAGCAUCUUUAAAUAAAGGAGCCUGGGCCUUUACUCCUGGUACAGAGCGUAAACUUGUUCGUGUAUUAAAGGAAGCAAAGCGAGUGAUGCUUAUAUUUAGUGUCCAAGGAAGUGGACAUUUUCAAGGUUAUGCUCGUCUUGCUGGUGAUAAACCAGACAUGAAAGCUGAUAGUGCAGAAAGUUGUUCAGACUUAGGAGGACCAAAUAUGAGUGCUCCACUGCCCAUUGAGUGGUUGAAAAGGGCUAACAUUCCGUUUCAAGCUACUCGACAUUUAUUAAAUCCUUUCAAUGAAAAUCGAAGAGUUCAGACAAGCCGUGAUGGUCAGGAAAUUGAACCAAGUGUUGGAGAAGAACUUUGUGAUUUAUGGGAUAGAGUUCCUCCAUUUGUUCCUAAGUCUGCCUUCUUCAGUUCUUUGAAAGGGAACACAGAACAACCAGAUCAACCCAAAAAUUAUCAUGGUCGGCCAAUUAGAGGAUAUUCUUACAUGAAUUACAAUCCUAAUUAUCAGCACUAUAACAGAGGGCAACAUCCAAAGUGAAAGUUGUUGAUAACAUUCCUCAAUUUUGGUUUUAUGGACAUUGGGUAUUUUAAAAACCUUUUUGUUACAAAUUUUGCUAGCUCCUUUCAGAAAGUGUGGUGAAUAGUAUAAUAUUUUCUAACAGGAUAUAAUCAUUUGUUUGUCAGGUAUCAUAUGAAAGAGUACCUCACAUUAUUUUCCUAUUAUUAGUAAUAUUUUGCAAGCUCCUUUAUUAUUAAUAGGUACUAUUGAAUCUUUCAUUAAUGUUAAUAUCAAGAUAGUAUUGGUGUACGGUGGAAAUUAGAAUGUUCUCUGAAAUGAUUUAGUUGGAUUUGGAUGAGCAGAAAUAUCACAAUUGAAUAUUAGUAAUUACUUUUUUGUUUUAUUGCUUAAAAAAAUUGAUAUUUUACAAAACAUAAAUAACUUGCCAGAAAUAAUUUGAAAGUUUUAAGUAUUUUAUUGGAAAAUAAGUGUUUUGCUUUAUUUAUAGAAUAAUGAAAUGUACUUUCUUCUGUUUUGGAAGAUGAGUUCACUGUUCUCCUCGUCUUUUUCUUUUGAUAGAUUAUCUUGUUCGAUAGUCUCGCAUUUCUCCUUCAGUGUUAAUAAUUUAAUACCACCACCACCACUACUACUAUUAUUAUUACUAAUACUUCUACAAUUUCUCCAUUCCAAAGAACAAUGUAAGUUCUGUGGGAUGGUUUUUAAUUCUUCACAGUGAGGAAAAGUGUUAAUGUAUUUUUCAGUAUUUGCUGUGUUGUGAUAUUAUUAGCUCAUGGUGCUGUGUUCUUUACCUAAUAGUUACAUAGAAAUAAGUGCAAUAAAUAUUUGUUCUCAUGUAGGGCAAAAUUUUGAAAAUGUCUUAUUGGGAAGUCAUUUUUUAGAUCUUAUUUUUGUGUAGCAUUAGUUUAUUAUUUCUCAUGUGAAGAUUAAUUAGAAAAGUUCAUGGCAUGAUAUGGCUUGUAAUCCUAGUCUUGAAAAACAUGAGUUGUGCAUUUGAAAUGCUAAUUAUGUAUUUAAUUCCUACUUCUCGUGGCAUGAACUGAAGACAUGAAAACAAAUAUUUUUACUAUAAUUUUUUAUUCCCCUUGUCUAUGGGAAUAAUUUAUUGACAAUAGCAUUCGUAAUGAUAACUUUGAAUGUUAUGUCACUUUGAUAUUACAAUCAUUUAUGUACACAAGACUUGUAAAAUGUCUUCUUAUGAGUUGUUAUUAACAUAUUCUAUGUACUUUUGCUUUGAAGUAGAUACUGUAGAAAUCAAUUACAUUGAUGGACUACGAUGAUGUUUGUUUGUGAUAUUGAAAUUUUUUAAUUAUUUUAUUGAAUUGUCACCUGAGAGGUGUUUUUGUCCAUAUCUCUGAAUUGUUUAAAGUAUUUAUAAUGUUUAUGAAAUUAGUGUUGUGGAUAGUAUUCUUAAUUUGUAAUGCUUAUGUUAUUUGUAUUUCAAUUACAAAUUAAUUGAACUGAUGUGUACGAAUUGAACUGAUGUGUGCUUACAUUAAGAAGUGUACAAUUAUUACCUCAUUGGUGUAAUCCUAUUUAUUCUUCUUAAAGAAGCCUGCAAAGCAUAUUUAUGGGAGCCUACUUCUGUAACUUUCUGGGAAUGUAGACUUUAAAUGUAUGAUCCAUUUGAGUUUGUCGAAUUACUUUGUAUCUCCCGAAGUUUCUAUACAUGCAGACUGUAUUAAGUGCUAAUAAUGUGGUGAAUUCUUUUUUUUUUACUCCCCUUCAGGGAAUGUAAGAUGUGUGAUAAGUUUGAAUAAUAAAUAAUAGAUUG